CUCCGCUCCGCGCCGCGCGGCGCGCACCGCCCCAGCCCCCCGACCCCCGCCAUGGCGAGGGCGCUCAAGAAGGGAUUGUUGUGCCCGAGCGUCGUGAGGAAGAAUUGGCUGCUGCUGAGCACGGUGGCCGCCGUGCUGGCGGGUAUUGGAAUUGGUGUGCUAGUACGAGAAUAUGGCAAACUCUCUAACUUGGAUAAAGUCUACUUUGCAUUUCCUGGGGAACUGCUGAUGAGAAUGCUCAAACUCAUCAUUCUGCCAUUAAUCAUAUCAAGUAUGAUCACAGGCGUUGCUGCUUUGGAUUCCAGCGUUUCUGGGAAGAUUGGUUUGCGAGCAGUUGUGUACUAUUUCUGCACUACAGUCAUUGCUGUAAUACUAGGGAUUGUCCUUGUUGUGACCAUUAAACCUGGAGUGACUCAAAAAGCAAGUGAGAUUGACAGAGUGGGCAGUUCCCCAGAAGUCAAUACUGUUGAUGCCAUGCUGGAUCUGCUCAGGAAUAUGUUCCCAGAGAACCUUGUGCAGGCCUGUUUCCAACAGUAUAAAACCAAACGUGAAAAAAUUAAAGAUACAACUGCUGUGGAUAAAAAUAGCUCCAUAUUUCGAGAAGAACCCAGUACAACAGCUACGACAGCAAAGGCUUCAGAGAACAAAACCCAAGAAUAUAAAAUCGUGGGGAUGUAUUCCAAUGGCAUCAAUGCACUGGGGUUGAUUGUCUUCUGUCUUGUUUUUGGAAUGGUUAUUGGGAAAAUGGGAGAGAAAGGACAAGUGCUGAUGGAUUUCUUCAACGCACUGAAUGAAGCUACAAUGAGAAUAGUUCAGAUAAUUAUGUGGUAUAUGCCAAUUGGUAUCGUGUUUUUAGUUGCUGGGAAGAUAAUAGAAGUUGAGGACUGGGAAAUCUUUCGUAAAUUGGGUCUUUAUAUGGCUACAGUAAUAAGUGGCUUGAACCUGAAACUAACAGGUUGUCCUAAACAUUUCUUGUAUCUCUUAUCAAGACUUGCAAUCCAUUCCAGUAUAAUCCUGCCACUUAUCUACUUCAUAAUAGUAAGGAAAAAUCCUUUUCGGUUUGCCAUGGGGAUGGCUCAGGCACUUCUGACAGCUCUCAUGAUCUCUUCCAGUUCAGCAACUUUGCCUGUCACCUUCCGCUGUGCAGAAGAAAAAAACUUGAUUGACAAAAGAAUCACGAGGUUCGUUCUUCCAGUUGGAGCUACCAUCAACAUGGAUGGCACAGCUCUUUAUGAAGCAGUAGCAGCCAUAUUUAUUGCACAGCUGAAUGACUUAGAACUGGAUAUUGGCCAAAUAGUUACCAUUAGUGUCACAGCUACAGCAGCCAGCAUCGGGGCUGCAGGCGUGCCCCAAGCCGGACUUGUCACCAUGGUGAUUGUGCUGAGUGCCGUUGGCCUGCCUGCCGAAGAUGUUACUCUGAUCAUUGCAGUUGACUGGCUUCUGGAUCGGUUCAGAACCAUGGUGAAUGUCUUGGGAGAUGCCUUUGGUACCGGAGUAGUGGAGAAGCUCUCAAAAAAGGAGCUGGAACAGAUGGAUGUCACCUCUGAAGUCAACAUAGUCAAUCCUUUUGCCUUGGAAACAACAAUACUUGAUAAUGAUGAAACACAGGCCAAGAAAUCUUACAUCAAUGGAGGCUUUGCUAUAGAUAAAUCUGACACCAUAUCCUUCACACAGACAUCCCAGUUCUAAAUCCAGUAGCUUUCAGAUAAAAAGGAGCAUUAGGGGACAUGGUCAUAUGCAAUAUCUCAAAAAGCUUAGAGGAAAUUGAGAAUUAAUUACAUCUCACUUACAUUUGAUUUACCACACAGACUCUGAUUCUCCUUACCAGUUCUGCCCCUUCUCAUCAUCUCCCUCAACAGUUUGAACUCACCAUUGUUAGUCCUUACUGAUAGGUUGAAGAAAAAGACAGUUGUAAAAUACUUUUUUAUUUAAUUUUUUUUAAUGUAUACUAUUCCUGAGGUUGUGAAAUGCCUCUCUGUAAUCAGCAUGCUCAUAAAUGGGCCAUAGUUGGAACAGAUAAAUGUGUUUUACUCAGGAGUAGCGCAGCAUUUCACACAUUACCACAUCACAAAGCACCUGUAUGAAAUCCCUUUUUACAUCCUUGCCUUUUAAACAGGUUGCACAGUACUUGACAACUCCUGUAACUUGAUCAUUUGCCAAAAUGCUAAUUUCUGCAGCUGAGGGGAUAUUACUUGCGUGAUUCAGGAAAAAACAGACCAGAAGGGCCUUGUAAUAAGUACAUUUUACUGUGAAUAGGGUUUAGUUUUUCUUCAAUUGUGAAAUAAUUAAUCACUGAAAGACGUCCAGUAUUUAUGUAGCUAUGUUUCCCCAUACCUUUCAUGUGAAUGCCAGCUCCUGCUAUUGGCCUUCAGUUGUGAAAUAAAUUGGUCUGAGCUGGCUUUUCUGGCAUUUGAAAAGCUUUUUAAAAUGGUACUUUACCUGUUUAGGUCGACUUUGAUGGCUUCCUUGUACAUUUCCAUCAGAAACAAACAAAUCAAUUUUAUGUUGUCUACUUUUGAUUUUAACAAAAUAUUAGUCAGCCCAAAAGUAAGCAGAGGUCAUGAAGACAAAAGUGCAAAGUGCAAAUUCUAAAUAUUUCUUCCUUGCAAUAAAAGCAGAUAGAUAGAUAUAUACAUAUAUACAUAUAUCAAGAAUGUAGGAAUUAGACCUUUCUCAUAGAAAGAAGCCACUCUCACUAAACUCCUUACACAGACUGGUUGUUUUUUUGGCUCCUUGGUUUAGUUUGUCAGUUGAACAUGCAAGUUUAUAGCUGCAACACCACUACAGUGCCAACCUGUCAGCUAAACUGUAUCUUUAUGAAUCAUUUCUGGACCUAGAAAAUCAUGUCCUCAGGUGGCUUGCUGUAA
This is a messenger RNA of Catharus ustulatus (Swainson's thrush), 2867 nucleotides long. It is a transcript of the gene SLC1A1, whose product is annotated as solute carrier family 1 member 1. The transcript has 13 exons. Gene Ontology annotation, biological process: L-glutamate transmembrane transport. Bases 52 to 1689 code for a protein of 545 amino acids. Gene Ontology annotation, molecular function: L-cysteine transmembrane transporter activity; L-glutamate transmembrane transporter activity; glutamate:sodium symporter activity. The record is from RefSeq and is a predicted model, not a curated record. NCBI's taxonomy places the organism in Eukaryota, Metazoa, Chordata, Aves, Passeriformes, Turdidae. Gene Ontology annotation, cellular component: plasma membrane.